CGCGGGGCAGCGGGGCCGCGGCGGGGCAGAGCGGCGGCGAGCAGCCCCCGGGCCGGGCCGGUCCAUGGCGGCGCUGGGCGCCCUGGAGCCGGCCAGCGGCCCCGGCACCGUCCCGGCCACCAAGGUGGAGCUCACCGUGUCCUGCAGGCGCCUCCUGGACAAGGACACCUUCUCCAAGUCAGACCCCCUCUGCGUCCUCUACACCCAGGGCACCGAGAGCAAGCAGUGGCGGGAGUUCGGCCGCACCGAGGUCAUCGACAACACCCUGAACCCCGACUUCGUGCGCAAGUUCGUCCUCGACUACUUCUUCGAGGAGAAGCAGAACCUGCGCUUCGACCUGUACGAUGUGGACUCCAAGAGCCCCGACCUCUCCAAGCACGACUUCCUGGGCCAGGCCUUCUGCACCCUGGGCGAGAUCGUGGGCUCGGCUGGCAGCCGCCUGGAGAAGCCCCUGACGAUGGGGACGGUCACCGCGCACUCGCGGGGCAGGAAACCCGCUCCGGCCGUCUCCAACGGGGGCAUCCCCGGGAAGAAGUGCGGCAUCAUCAUCCUCCUGGCCGAAGAGCUGGGCAACUGCCGGGACGUGGCCACGCUGCAGUUCUGCGCCAACAAGCUGGACAAGAAGGAUUUCUUCGGCAAGUCCGACCCCUUCAUGGUCUUCUACCGGAGCAACGAAGACGGGACCUUCACCAUCUGCCACAAGACGGAGGUGGUGAGGAACACGCUGAACCCGGUGUGGCAAGCCUUCGCCAUCCCCGUGCGCGCCCUCUGCAACGGCGACUACGACCGGCCCAUCAAGGCGGAGGUGUACGACUGGGACCGUGACGGCAGCCACGACUUCAUCGGCGAGUUCACCACCAGCUACCGGGAGCUGGCGCGAGGGCAGAGCCAGUUCAACGUCUACGAGGUGGUGAACCCCAAGAAGAGGAUGAAGAAGAAGAAGUACCUGAAUUCGGGGACGGUGACGCUGCUGUCCUUCGCCGUGGAGGCCGACCACACCUUCCUGGACUACAUCAAGGGCGGCACCCAGCUCAACUUCACGGUGGCCAUCGACUUCACGGCGUCCAACGGCAACCCGUCGCAGUCGACGUCGCUGCACUACAUGAACCCCUACCAGCUCAACGCCUACGCCAUGGCCCUCAAGGCGGUGGGCGAGAUCAUCCAGGACUACGACAGCGACAAGAUGUUCCCGGCGCUCGGCUUCGGCGCCAAGAUCCCGCCGGACGGGCGCGUGUCCCACGAGUUCCCGCUGAACGGCGACGCAUCCAACCCCUCGUGCAGCGGCAUCGAGGGCAUCCUGGAGGCCUAUCACGAGAGCCUCAAGAGCGUCCAGCUCUACGGUCCCACCAACUUCGCCCCCGUGGUCAACCACGUGGCCCGCGCGGCCGCGGCGGUGCCCGACGGCUCCCAGUACUUCGUGCUGCUCAUCAUCACCGACGGCGUCAUCUCCGACAUGGCGCAGACCAAGGAGGCCAUCGUCAACGCUGCCAAGCUCCCCAUGUCCAUCAUCAUCGUCGGGGUCGGCCAGGCUGAGUUCGACGCCAUGGUGGAGCUGGACGGCGACGACAUCCGCAUCUCCUCCCGGGGCAAGGUGGCCGAGCGUGACAUCGUGCAGUUCGUCCCCUUCCGCGACUACAUCGACCGCACGGGCAACCACGUGCUCAGCAUGGCCCGCCUGGCCAAGGACGUCCUGGCCGAGAUCCCCGACCAGUUCGUCUCCUACAUGAAGGGCCGCGGCAUCAAGCCGCAGCCAGCGCCCCCGGCCCCCGACCCCGCCGAGCCCCCGGUGCCCGCCCAGCCCUGACGGGGACCUCGGCCGGGGCUUCUCCUCCCACUGGCUCCGUCCCUGCUCCAGCCGCAGACGCUGAGCCGGGAAGUUUUCCAAGCCCCCUCCCCGCUUUUAUAAGGAAUAAAUCACAGCAGGUCACUGCCAGGUGCCUCCGUGCCCCGGCCGGGGGGAGACCUUGGCCGUGGCCGGCUUGGCUCCGAGUCCUCUCCCGCUGCCCUGCGGUGUUGAUCCCUUCCCGCAUCCCCAAAAACCAGCUUUCCCGCGGCCCUGGAGGGGUUGGGGAUGGAGGAGCCUGCGCUGGGGUGAGCCACGAUGUCCCCAGGGUCUCGGGGCCUUUCCUCCCCCCCCCAAAUCAGGUUUUUACUUGCAUGGACAGUCCCUCUGCCCUGGUAUUCGCGUGCCUGUCUGCUGUGAGCUGGUUUGUAUUGAGUUGCCUUAAACUGGAAUAAAUUUAGUCUUUUUACUACC
Molecule: messenger RNA, 2257 nt
Organism: Dromaius novaehollandiae (emu)
Lineage: Eukaryota; Metazoa; Chordata; Aves; Casuariiformes; Dromaiidae
Gene: CPNE5
Product: copine 5
Exons: 21
Coding region: 65-1804 (579 amino acids)
Biological process (GO): cellular response to calcium ion
Cellular component (GO): plasma membrane
Molecular function (GO): calcium-dependent phospholipid binding
Source: RefSeq, a predicted model, not a curated record